GUCCUUUGUUUCUGUUUGUAUCUGGGUGAACACAUAAUUAUUUUUCAAUGGCGAAAAAGACGUACGACUUGCUGUUCAAGCUGCUGCUGAUCGGCGACUCGGGUGUGGGGAAGACCUGCGUGCUGUUCCGCUUCUCUGACGACGCCUUCAACACAACCUUCAUCUCUACCAUAGGAAUAGACUUCAAGAUUAAAACUGUUGAAUUACAAGGAAAGAAGAUCAAACUACAGAUUUGGGACACAGCAGGCCAGGAACGGUUCCACACCAUCACCACCUCGUACUACAGAGGGGCUAUGGGCAUCAUGCUGGUCUAUGACAUCACUAACGCCAAGAGCUUCGAAAACAUCAGCAAAUGGCUGCGCAACAUUGAUGAGCAUGCAAAUGAAGAUGUUGAGAGAAUGCUGCUAGGCAACAAGUGUGACAUGGAGGACAAGAGGGUUGUACCGAAAGCCAAGGGAGAGCAGAUUGCAAGGGAGCAUGGCAUUAGGUUUUUUGAGACGAGUGCUAAGGCCAACAUCAACAUCGAGAAGGCUUUCCUCACGUUAGCAGAAGACAUCCUCAGAAAGACGCCUGUAAAAGAGCCCAACAGUGAAAAUGUGGACAUCAGCAGUGGAGGUGGAGUGACAGGCUGGAAGAGCAAGUGCUGCAGCUGAACAACAACAACUCAGUUUCACCCACACUAACACACACACACACCUUCUCUCUCUCUCUCUCUCUCUCUCUCACACACACACACACAGUCUCUCUUUAACUGCUAACUCUAACCGUCUCGCCCUCUUAACCUGUCUCAUGAGUUUUCUCUCACACUGACACUUUGUCUCGUUAUCAGAAUAAAACAAUAAACCACUUCACUCGUCGAAGCGACGCCCCACCCACCCCGUUCUUCUCCCUUAUGUUCCUCCACCGUGCAUCUGAUGAUCGUUUUUAUUUCUGAUAAAAGGAGAAAUCCA
Messenger RNA from Poecilia latipinna (sailfin molly), 950 nucleotides. It is a transcript of the gene rab10, whose product is annotated as RAB10, member RAS oncogene family. Lineage: Eukaryota; Metazoa; Chordata; Actinopteri; Cyprinodontiformes; Poeciliidae. Gene Ontology annotation, molecular function: GTP binding; GTPase activity. The record is from RefSeq and is a predicted model, not a curated record. The coding region runs from base 48 to 653 and encodes 201 amino acids. The transcript is spliced from 6 exons.